Messenger RNA from Diversispora eburnea, 163 nucleotides. Lineage: Eukaryota; Fungi; Glomeromycota; Glomeromycetes; Diversisporales; Diversisporaceae. The record is from the annotation of a GenBank genome assembly.
GUCUCAUCAACAAGUCAGAUACAUCAACAAAGAAACAAAUACUCAACAAAUAGACUUAUUCACUACUCAAUUAACAAAUCUACAACAAACGAUGGAAAAUGCUAUAGAAUUAUUAAACAACUUAACUAAAAGAAUGGAACGUGUAGAACAACACUUAGAAAUU